AUGGUCAAGUACUUCAGGCUAUGCGGUAGACUGUCCGCUAGCAUGCCUCUCGCUCACGUCGUACACCUGGCAAAGUAUCCCAAAAGGCCGGUUCCGAGACUCAGAGGCCUUGAAAAAUUCGCGUGCAUCGGUGGGGCGUGGGCAACGAACUGUUAUCCUGGUGCUCGAUGUGAUAGCCCUGCUCCAUUUUAUCAAUUUUUGGACGCGUCGCUCUCGGAUGGUUGGAAGUGGUCGCAGCGAUUUCCCCACCGGAACGAAAUCUUGGCUUACUUCGCUUACGUUGAUUCUAAGGUGAACAUAAGCCAAGAAUAUGAUUUUGAGGUCAGUGUCACCAAAGCUGAGUUCGAUGAGAAUGAAUCAAUAUGGAAUAUAGAUGUCAGCGAUGGGAGAACUUUAUCGGCACGAUGGCUCGUACCAGCGGUCGGCUUUGCCUCUCAUAUCUCAAUUCCUGAUAUUCAAGGACUGGGAAAAUUUCAAGGCGCAGUCAUUCAUACCGGGGCUUGGCCAAGCUCUGGGUAUAACCUCAAGGAUAAGAAAGUUGCUGUCAUCGGAACAGGAACUUCCGCAAAUCAGGUUAUUCGGGAGAUUGAGCCACGCGUUUCAUCUAUGACUGUCUACCAGAGAAGUCCGGCCAUCGUCUUGCCACAGUCACCCACGGUUCCUGAAAGCACAACAAGCUCUUUUUCUCUAUCAGAAGAUGAGAAAAUGACAUUUGCUGCAAAGUCGCUUUCCACGUUUACAGGGUUUGACUACCAGUUCCUUAGCCCACACGCUGUCCCAGCAGGGAGUCCGCAGAGGCUCCGGUAUUAUGAUCACGUUUACAAAAAGGGCGGAUGGAAAUCUGUUUUUUUCCAAUUUUGA
Molecule: messenger RNA, 861 nt
Organism: Penicillium angulare
Lineage: Eukaryota; Fungi; Ascomycota; Eurotiomycetes; Eurotiales; Aspergillaceae
Product: flavin-containing monooxygenase
Exons: 1
Coding region: 1-861 (286 amino acids)
Source: RefSeq, a predicted model, not a curated record